CCGUAAGGUUCACGUGUCUAUGAUUGUAUCUAGGAAGUAGUCACGGCAACGCACCGGCUGUAGUGUGACUCUUAAUAUUAUAUAUUUAUUGUUUCUGUCUUUUAUCUGUAACAAAGAGAGAGAAGAUGGGUGAUGACGAGAAAUUUGAUGGGAUGUUGCUGGCGAUGGCGCAGCAGCAUGAAGGAGGCGUUCAGGAGUUGGUGAACACAUUCUUCAGUUUUCUUAGGAGAAAAACAGAUUUCUUCACAGGAGGAGAGUCUGGAGCACCCGAGAAGUUGGUUAAAGAGGCCUUUGCUCAUCACAAUCAACUCGCUCAGAAAGCCCAGAAAGAGAAACAGUCCAGACAAGAAAAGGAGAAAAAGGAGAAAGUGGAGAGAGCUGCUAAACUAAAGGAAGAGGAGAGAAAGAUCAAACAGACUUCAGAGGAGCCCAGAAUCAAAGAACUUACAGAUGAAGAAGCUGAAAGACUCCAGUCACAAUUAAAUCAAACAAAACAAGAGGAAAAGAAAGAUUCAGAAGUAGCUGAGAAAGAUGAUGCCUCGGAGAAAGCCGAUAAAAAAGGGUCUGACUCGGACGGAGAGGAGGAUGAAAAAGACAAGAUCAAACCAAAUGCUGGAAAUGGAGCAGAUCUUCCAAACUACAGGUGGACUCAAACUCUCUCUGAAGUGGAUCUCUUAGUGCCUUUUGAUGUGAACUUCCGUAUGAAGGGCAAAGAUGUUGUGGUGGACAUCCAGAGGCGUUCUCUGAAGGUCGGUCUAAAGGGUCAUCCGCCUGUGAUUGACGGACAGCUGUUCAAUGAGGUGAAGGUGGAAGAGAGCUCUUGGCUCAUUGAGGAUGGAAAAGUAGUCACAAUCCAUUUUGAGAAGAUCAAUAAAAUGGAGUGGUGGAAUAAGUUGGUGACCACAGACCCUGAAAUCAACACCAAAAAAAUCUGCCCUGAGAACUCUAAGCUGUCUGAUUUGGAUGGGGAGACACGCAGUAUGGUGGAGAAGAUGAUGUAUGAUCAGAGGCAGAAGUCUAUGGGGUUGCCAACUUCUGAAGAGCAGAAGAAACAGGAUAUCCUGAAAAAGUUCAUGGCUCAGCAUCCUGAGAUGGAUUUCUCCAAAGCAAAGUUCAGCUGAGGGGUCUGUGACUUUGUAAACAUCACUACACAUUGUUCAGAUCUCUGCUUCUAAUCAGUUAGACCCGUUGUCAGGGUAACACUUUACAGUAAGCUUUUAUUUGUUAAUAUUAGUUAAUUGCAUUAGUUAAUAUGAACUAACAAUGAUAACGGGAUGUUCAGAGCUUACCAAACGUUGUUCAAAUGACUACAUUUUAAACUAAUGUGGACAAAGGUUAAUAAAUGCUGUAAAAACUGAUUGCAAAUAUGUUAGUUUGUGUUAGCUAAUGUUCAUGUUUAUUAGUAAUCUUAAUAAAUAGGACUUUAAUGUAAUGUGUUACCCUUUUCAGUUAUGACUGUAAGAAUAAUGUCACUGUCGUGAUGAAGAAAGUGUUAUAAUGCUUCAUGCAUCAUGUCUUGCGUUUGUUGGUUUUGUGUUUUUUUAAUAAAUCAUUUCAGACCCA
Misgurnus anguillicaudatus (oriental weatherfish) is the source of this 1563-nucleotide messenger RNA. The record is from RefSeq and is a predicted model, not a curated record. NCBI's taxonomy places the organism in Eukaryota, Metazoa, Chordata, Actinopteri, Cypriniformes, Cobitidae.